GUUCGAGGGUAUAUUGGUUGGAAAAUAAGCCUGUUGAAAGGGGUUGCGCGUUGUGUAGAUUCUGUUGGUUCAGUGCAUGCGGUGUCGCUUUGAACGUGCAAUGAUCUGCGAGGAUUGGGUCCCUUUUCCCUUCAAUAGUCUAGGAUGGCGACAGGACCUCUCACGCUGUAAAAAAGUCACCGAGGACGAAAUUUGGCGAUAUUUAGGUCGCACCUCGUGUUCUCUUCGGCAAGCACAUCGCGGCUGGGCAUUCAAAGAAGAAGGUUUCGUCCGCAACGUGAUGCUGAAUGAAGAGACUGAGAACUCUGGUUUUGGGCUACUAAGGGCUACCUGUACGCCGUCGAUGAGAAAAGGCUUGUACACUGUGUCUGCAUGGUACAAGAAGGAGGAUGGACGAAUCGGUGGGGCUCACUGUCAGUGCGUAGCAGGGCUCAGCGAAACUUGCCAUCACGUGGCUGCUGUUCUGUUUUUCGUAGCAGAUGCAGCACAGUCUGGAGUGAGAACAUGCACGGAUCUCCCGUGCGCUUGGAUUGUGCCCUCACAAGGGAAGAAAGUCCCUUCUCCAAGACCACUGCAGGAAAUACAUUUCCAAAAACACUUGGUACACAAGCCAGCAAGGGAAUGCAGGAGGCGUAUUUACAACCCAUGUGAAGAACAGCGGGAUAGCGACACUGAUGCAUACAAAGACUUGCUUGAAGACAUGGGAGACCACCACCCGUCUAUGCUGUGGUUUCGGCAUGCCGCCCCAAACAAGGAUGCCGUUGUACCCAAGAAGCCAUCUCUGCCCAUCAGUGACGAUGCCAACCUCAGCACGGAAGGUGCUGUACUGAUCAGCAAGGAGUUUCAACGGUUCCUGAGGCCAUUGACAGACGAGGAGAGGAAUCGGAUCACACUGCAAACUAUGAAUCAGUCCGAAAACAAGGAGUGGCACAAGGAGAGAAUUGGACGCCUGACAUCUUCACUGUUCAAACGAAUUGUUAAGUGCCGCACCCCCGAUGGACUAUUGAAGCAGCUGCUGUACCCCAAGGACUCUGCUUAUUCAGAGGCAAUUGCCUAUGGGAGAAGGAAUGAGUCUGUCGCUGUUCGUGCUUAUUGUGAACUUAUGGCUGCUCAAGACCGCAAUGUUUCUGUCCACAGCACUGGUCUGCAUGUUCACUCACUAUACCCUUUCAUAGCAGCCUCACCUGACCGUAUAGUCAGGGAACAGUCAGAUGUGGGGCUGUUAGAGGUAAAAUGCCCAUUUUCCAAGAUUGGACUUACAGCUAUAGAGGCCUGUGCAGACAAAACCUUUUGUUGCACGCUGGUAAAUGGAGAGGUACAGCUGCGAAGGGACCAUGCAUAUUACUAUCAGGUUCAGGGUCAGAUGGGAGUCACAGGAACAACAUGGUGCGACUUUGUCAUAUGGACCAAUGCCGGAAGCACAGGGAGGUCAAUUAGCAUUGAAAGAAUAUUUUUUGACGUUACGUUUUGGGAAACAGAAGUGCUCCCUGCACUACUGCAUUUUGCAAAACACGCUUUGGUUCCCGAGCUUUUAACGCAGCGUGUGAGAAGAUCAGGAAAACUGUACAUAAAGGGACAGUAUGUGUCAUACACACAAUGGAAGAAUGGCUACUACAUGUGUGAGCAAGGUCGUGGUCUGAAAUUUAAAAUAAAGAAGAUGGAAUAAAUGCUUUAACCUACGCAA
Molecule: messenger RNA, 1684 nt
Organism: Ornithodoros turicata
Lineage: Eukaryota; Metazoa; Arthropoda; Arachnida; Ixodida; Argasidae
Exons: 3
Coding region: 77-1666 (529 amino acids)
Molecular function (GO): zinc ion binding
Source: RefSeq, a predicted model, not a curated record